Molecule: messenger RNA, 3381 nt
Organism: Fusarium verticillioides 7600
Lineage: Eukaryota; Fungi; Ascomycota; Sordariomycetes; Hypocreales; Nectriaceae
Exons: 5
Coding region: 234-3182 (982 amino acids)
Biological process (GO): cellular response to phosphate starvation; phosphate ion transport
Cellular component (GO): Golgi apparatus; plasma membrane; cytoplasm
Molecular function (GO): inositol hexakisphosphate binding
Source: RefSeq, a predicted model, not a curated record
AAGCAAUUCAUUCGUUCAUCUGAACUCAAAGCUCUCGACCCUAGUGGUCGAAUCCAUUCAUGAUCACCAGGGAGGGGCACGUUGACGGAUUCGACGCGAUCCAACAAAUUUUCCACGAGCUUAAUUAAGCCCAAGCUUUUUUACCCCUAACUUAGAUUAUUUAGCGACCUUCAUCCCAUUUCUAGAUGCUGCAAGUUUAUAGUCCUCUUAUCGUUGGGCUAUGAGCAGCUGUCAUGAAGUUCGCCAAGGAGCUUGAGCGAGAAGCUGUGCCUGAAUGGCGCAUCAAGUACCUCAACUACAAACAAGGGAAGAAGCACAUCAAAGCUGUCGGUAGAGCUCUUGCUCGUGCGAAUGGAACACCUCGAGGUCUUGGGCAGCUUCGCACUGGCACAUUUGCUUCGCCUGCGACACCGCGACAACCAUUUACAAGAGAGAACACGGCCUUGAAUUCUGCAACAAUUCCAUCCGUAGCAGCCGUUGCGCCCCCAAGGUCGAUCCCCACGCCGCGAAGCAGAGCCGCCGAAAACGAGUCCCUCACAGAUUCGGGUGACAACCGACACUAUGGAAGCUUUGUCAAUACACCACCUGAGCCGUCGCCUUUGGCCGGUGGCGCUAGACAUGCCGAAUUCCAAUUACCUGCACCCGCGCUGAAAGUUCAUGACCAUGAGAGCGACCUCCCCGGUUCACCUGCUACUGUUGGGCCCUCCGAGGCGAUGCGACGAAAUAUUCAGCGAAUUGAUCCUCGACGAACAUCAUCAGCCAGUGUCGUGUCGACAAUUGUAUCCCCGGACGUAAACAAUUCGACCAAGAAACCGUCAGAAUCUGGUGUUCAGGAUUCGCCUUCUCACCUCCGACGACUAUUUACCCACCAAUCAACAGCAAAAAGCGACCGCAGAGUCGAUAUCAAUAUGCAAAACUUCGACCUGGUUAAGGAGAGGGAGCGAGAGUUCUUUGAUUUCCUCGAUUCCGAACUCGAAAAGGUUGAGAGUUUCUACAAGAUGAAGGAAGAACAGGCUGGUCAGAGGCUGGAUAUUUUGAGAGUACAGCUUCACGAGAUGCGCAACCGUCGAAUUCAAGAGAUGGCCGAUGAGCGAGCCCGCGAGGAGAAUCCCCAGAAAAAAGGAACCCAUGACAGCGCCAAUGGCAAGCUCAAUGGGAUCAUGGAUCCUAUCAAGUCCAAGAUAUUCCCUAUCGGACCCAACACGAAGGCGUUGCAGAAGAUGAACACGACACCCAAUAUCAAUGGUGGCGUUGUCGGUGACGCUGAGAGAGACUACAUCCGUCGCCCAACCCAACACGAGGUCUCAUACCGCACAGCAAAGCGCAAGCUCAAACUCGCACUUCAAGAGUUCUAUCGUGGGCUUGAAUUGCUCAAGUCAUACGCAAUGCUCAACCGCACGGCAUUUCGAAAGCUCAACAAGAAGUACGACAAGGCUGUCAAUGCUCGACCCCCUUAUCGUUACCUAAACGAAAAGGUCAACCAGUCAUGGUUUGUCAACAGCGAUGUACUCGAGGGACAUAUUCGUACGGUGGAAGACCUGUAUGCUCGCUAUUUCGAGCGCGGUAAUCACAAGCUAGCCGCUGGCAAGCUCCGCAGUCUGAACAAGAAGCCUGAAGACCAGUCAAUUGGCAUGUUCCAGAAUGGUCUACUCAUUGGCACUGGUGCUGUGUUCGCGAUCCAGGGUCUUAUUUACGGAGCACAGUUGUUGUACGAUGAUGAUGACGAAGUACGCGUGCGGACAAGCUAUCUCCUGCAGAUCUAUGGAGGCUAUUUCCUCAUGCUCUAUCUGUUCUCGCUCUUCUGCAUUGAUUGUUUAAUCUGGAACCAGAACAAAGUCAACUACCCCUUCAUCUUUGAGUUCGACCAGAGACAUCAUCUAGACUGGAGAGAGCUGGCUCAAUUCCCAAGUUUCUUCUUCUUGGUGCUGGGCCUCUUCAUGUGGGUAAACUUUAGUAGAUAUGGCGACCCGGACAUGUACAUCUACUAUCCGGUCAUUCUUAUCUUCUUUACUAUGGUUAUUUUAUUCUUUCCUGCUCCUACGUUGUUCUAUAAAAGCCGGCGCUGGUUUGCAUACUCUCAUUGGCGUUUGCUCUUGGCUGGACUCUACCCCGUCGAGUUCCGUGAUUUCUUCCUCGGAGAUAUUUACUGCUCACUUACAUAUGCUACUGCAAAUAUUGAACUGUUCUUCUGUUUAUAUGCCAACUACUGGCAGAAUCCGGUGCAGUGCAACUCUAGCCACUCGCGGGCCCUUGGAUUCUUGACUGCCCUUCCGCCCAUUUGGCGAUUCUUACAGUGCCUUCGUCGAUAUAAAGAUACACGCAAUGUCUUUCCUCAUCUAGUCAACGGUGGCAAGUAUACGGCGACUAUAAUUGCUGCUGUAAUGCUGUCUUUGUACCGUAUACAUGAUUCCGACAUGCAUCUUGCUUUAUUCAUUACCUUUUCGACCAUCAACAGUAUCUAUUGCUCUUUCUGGGAUCUUUUUAUGGAUUUCUCUCUUCUUCAACCUAAUUCAAGGCACUGGUGUCUUCGAGAUAUCCUUGCCCUGAAGCGACGAUGGCUGUACUAUUUCAUCAUGGUGGUAGAUCCUAUUCUUCGGUUUGCUUGGAUCUUCUAUGCUAUUUUCACCCACAACACCCAACACUCCACCAUCGUCUCAUUCAUGGUCGCCUUCAUGGAAGUCACCCGUCGAGGCAUGUGGACUCUCUUCCGCGUUGAGAACGAACACUGCGGAAACGUCUCUCAGUAUAAGGCCUCUCGCGACGUGCCUCUCCCCUAUAGAAUCGAGCCCCUUAUUGCUCGUACCAGUAUGGACAGCACCGCCCCCAGCCACCAACCCGAUGACACUGCAGGUAUUGCCUCACUCGAAACACCCUCCCGCCUUGGCACAGCCGAGUCCACCGCCGUCUCAGCCGGUCAAGCAGAAGAAGGCUUGUCUCGACGCAGAACAGGAGGAGCGGCGCCCCCACCACCACCAAAACGCACAUUCUCACGCAUGCUUGCCGAAGCGCACAAGCAGGACUUUGAGAAGAAGCGCCGCCCUCUCGAACAGACCAGUGAGGACCCUGCUGCUGAGCUGGGACAAUCCGACGAUGAAGAUGAUGCCGACGAGGCUGUCAGUCUGCUGGAGAUGUCGGAGGCUGAAGAUUUAGCACGAGCAUCUUCGAGUUCGAGAUAUCGUUGAUUUGGUUCUGGCCUGGUAUUCGAUAGAUUGGUUGCAUACACCUGGUAAAUUGUUCAGCAUAGCUAGUUUAGAUACCCCCUAUACAUAUCCUACACACAUUCGCAUACACAUGUAUUGUUUGAUUACAAUAACUUAGAACUGGAACUCUCAUAUUGGUUCACUUGGAAAGCAAUUUGUCAAUUUAUAUUUUGCCCCUGGG